Molecule: messenger RNA, 702 nt
Organism: Liolophura sinensis
Lineage: Eukaryota; Metazoa; Mollusca; Polyplacophora; Chitonida; Chitonidae
Exons: 1
Coding region: 1-702 (233 amino acids)
Source: RefSeq, a predicted model, not a curated record
AUGCCAACGAUUCCCCCUAUGCCAAAGCUACCACUGGGGUUUCUCGGACCCCAGGCCAAGUUUAAAACUUUCAAACUAGACAUAUUUAGCCAUACGAACUCAAUUAUCCGUCUUUUCAAUGGGAAUCAAGUGACAAUACGAAUAGGAUACACCUAUCCGACGCUAAUGGAUUUCGAAUUGCAGAAUGCUGAUACGGGCAGAGAUGGGUCGAAGUACGUUUACAAGGAAAUUGACGAAGACGAACAAGUUGUGAAAUUCAACAUCACUUUACCCAGGAAAGGAUCGUGGAAGUUCAUGAUUUUCGCUCAACCCGUGCAUGACGAAGCCGGCGGAUCAGGCCUGGAAAACGUUUACAAUUACCUAUUACUGUGUGCGAGAAUCAGCAAAAAAGCCAAGCCCUACCCCAGACAAUCUAAAGAAUGGCGGGAAGGUUUUGCCUUACGCUCUCCUACGGACAUCGGCCCGGAUAAAGCAGGCACUGAGGUCAGUUUCAGCUUGACCAUUCCUAACGCCUCGGGGGUGUCUGUGGUGAUUGAUCAAGAAUGGACAGAACUUGAGAGAAUGUCGUCACAAAGCAAUGAGUGGUCCGGUAAAGUGUUUCUUCACAAACGAUACUUCGGUUACGGUGAGAAGGUAUCCGUUAAUGUGAGGUUUCAAGAAAACUGCCCAUCAUAUGCAACAGUGUUAGAAUAUACCAUAUAA